This is a messenger RNA of Trichoderma virens Gv29-8, 1732 nucleotides long. RefSeq lists its product as uncharacterized. The transcript has a single exon. The coding region runs from base 218 to 1312 and encodes 364 amino acids. The record is from RefSeq and is a predicted model, not a curated record. Lineage: Eukaryota; Fungi; Ascomycota; Sordariomycetes; Hypocreales; Hypocreaceae.
AAAUCUUGCUUUGUCUGCCUUUGCUCCAGCUCGUCUGUUUGACAGCUACUUCCACUCCUUACAACGGAAAAUAAGCCAGUCUUUUUUCCCCAAUCGGCUUGACGUCGACUUACACUCUCUGAAUCUCUUUUUAUAUAAAACGCGGAAUCGACUUUCGCCCAUCUCACGAACAAUAUCAAAAAAAAAAAAAACCAACACCACACGACCAAUCAUCAAGAUGAAGUCCGCUGCCGUUGCUGCUUUUGGCCUUUUCGCCGGCCUGGCCUCUGCCAGCUCUCCCAUCCGCCACCUGCACUUCCCCAGGUCCAACACCACCACCGCUGCUGUUGACGAUGCUGCUGCCACCACGUUGACCGUCAUCGCCACCUCGGUUCACACCGUCAUCAGCUGUGCUCCCACCGUCACCAACUGCCCGGCUCACCUCAACUCCACCGGCGCCGGCAGCCUGCCCGAGUCGGCCAAGACCACCGUGGUUGUCACCGACACCAUUGUUCUGGCCACCACCGUCUGCCCCAUUGCCGAGGCUUCGAGCAUCUCGUCCUCUCUCCAGGCCGCUCACUCCUCCGGCAUCAUCACCGGCUCAACCAUCAAGGCUACUCCUCCCGCGGUCACUCCCCCACCCAAUGCUGGUGUCUCUGUCACCGAUGUUGUCACCGACAAGACCCUGACUUACACCAUUGGCAAGGGAACCGAUGCCUCUGUCGUCACCACCACCAUCCAGGCUACCACCAAGAAGACCAUCACCCUCACCAGCACUCUCGGCAACGGUGAGAACGGCCCUGAACCUACCACCACCACCACUGCCACCACUACUGACACGACCUACAUCACAGUCCAGCCGGUUCAGACCGCCGGUGGCAGCUCUGGUUCCAACACUGGUGGCAACGCUCCUCCUGCUAACAACGAGGGUUCUUGCGCCAGCGCCACCGUCACCGUCACCGUCGCCAAGGAGACUGUCACUGUCCCCGCCUCGACCGUCUACGUCACCAUUGCUCCCAGCUCUUGUGACUCUGGCUCUGCUCCCGCAGUCACUGACAAGUCCACUGACAACAGCGGCUCCGGCAGCUCUGGCACCGACACUGGCUCCAACUCUGGCUCUGGCAGCUCUGGCUCUGGCUCUGAGGGCAGCGGUAACAACGGCUCUGGCGACUCUGCCACUGCCGUUACCACCACUCCUUGCCCCACUGACAUCACCACCACCGUCCGUGCUACUGUCACUGUCCAGCCUUACCCCAUCAACAACGGCACUGUCCCUAGCAGCGGCGUUGCUCAGCCCUCUGCCUCUGGCUUUGCCCGUCGUCUCCGCCGAUAAAGGAUUCACCUCCUUGACGGGACCUGCCCUUGUAAAAUUACGGUAAACCCAAAGGUGGGGAAAAACAAUAGGGGAAAGGAGGAUGCUGGUUUUGGAAAACUCGAAGCCAAAAGGGACACACAUGAUGGAAAAAAAAAUCAUAGUCCAAAAAAACCGAAAACGAAUAUAGGUUUCUCUACGCUGUUACAUGAUAGACGUCUGUUUGUCGAUGCAAAACGACAAAAAAUUUUGGAUUCACGUGUGUUUUUUUUUCUCUUUCAUGAGCUGUUUUUCUUUUUGUCUGGCGAGGCUUGGUCGAAAGACAAUCUUGCUGUGUUGUACUGUAUUUGAAACACUCCUUAACAUUCGUGUGUGUAUAUUUGAUAUCGCUCUUUGAGAUGGCUGUCGGUGACGGCUUAUGGGCAACCUCUUUUUUAUCCG